AUGAAUUAAAAACUUUGGAUCCAAAUUCCUAAUGAAAUAAAAUAGAGAAAUGACAAGCCCAUCUUAAAAUCUGAAUUUGUUAAAUUGAAAAAAAACAAAACAAGAAUCUUAUAUGGUUAUGAUCAAUACAUUCUACUUGCAAAAGUAUUUCAGUUUUUAUCAAUUAAACCAGAAGCCAGAUUAACCUCCUUGUAAAUAUCUCAAACUAGAUUUUGAAACCAAAUUUGAAAUCAUUAGAACACCUGUUCAAAAAAAAGACGAGGAUGAUGAUACUCUUGGUCAAAUUAUUGGUAUGAACUUGAUGAGGGAUUUUGGUCAAGCAGAACAUCCUAGUUACAAUUUGUAAGGAAACGAAAAAGUAAUAAUUUAAUGGAGAGAAUUUUUCUAAUCAAGAAUCAAUUAAUGGCAAUUUCAUUCCCUUUUUAGAGUGUUCAAAAAGAUUGGAAAGGGUAAUUUUGCAUCUGUACUCUAUUAUAAUUAAAUUUAUAGGUGUAUUUGGCAGAAAGAAUAGAAGAUGGGGUGUAAAUGGCAAUCAAAGCUUUUUCUAAGUAAGCUGCUUAUGCUGAAGAAAAUGGUAAAUAGGCUAUUGUAAAUGAAUUAUCUAUCAUGAGAAAACUAAAUCAUCAUCACCUUAUGAGAAUGUAUGAAAUAUAUGAAACAAACAACUCAUUAUAUGUGGGAUUAGAAUUAUUGUAAGGGGGUUCACUCUAUGAUCUCAUCAAGGAAAAAGUCAUUCUUUCAACAAAAUAAAUACAAUAGAUAUUAGUAGGAAUCCUAUAAGGAUUAUGUCAUAUGCAUUAGAAAGAAAUUAUGCAUAGAGAUUUGAAAUUAGAAAAUAUUUUAUUUAAAUAAUCAAAGUAUUUAAUUUAUCAAAAAAAAUAAUAAUAGAAAAAUGGAUUCAGUCGUAGUGGCAGAUUUCGGUUUAGCUACACACGUAAACGAACCUGUUUAUUUAUAUUGCAGAUGUGGAACGCCAGGCUAUGUUGCCCCAGAAGUCAUUAAUAUGAAAGAUAUGAAAGGUCACUAUAGUUCAGUUUGUGAUAUUUAUAGUCUAGGCCUUGUAUUUUACUUAUUAUUAACUGGUAAACCACCAUUUCCAGGUAAAAGUUAUGCAACAGUUGUUAAACAAAAUAGAGAAGCUAAUGUUGAUUUUUCAAUAAAGCAAUUAUAAAAUGCUCCUAAUACUGCUAUUGAUCUUUUGAGAAAAAUGCUUGAAAAGGACCCAUAAAAAAGAAUAAAGGCAAAUUAAUGUUUGUAACAUUCAUUUCUCUCAGAAAUUAAUUAAAUUAUGCUUGAAGAUAAUUAGAAUGAUUUUAUUGAAGAAGGGGAAGAAAAUGAUUUAUGUUCAAGAAUGAAUGCAUUAAAUGAGGAGUAUUUGUUUUCUCUAUCAAAGAUCCGUAAAAUUCGAUGCCUUCAGAAAGAAUUAACUAAUUAACUCUCCAUAAUCUUCCCCUGGAGUAUUGGCAACAAAGCAACUAAAAUAAUAAAAAAACAUUGAUUCUUCUAAUUCUUUACAAAUGAACUCACCUCUAUUUACUGGAAAAACUGAUAGUGUUGAUUCUAUCCCAAAUAUUGGACUUCAAUAAACUCAAUAAUAAACUUCUUUUCAAGCUUCACCUAUGAUUAAACCUUCUCGCUUUAAAUAGUAAAUAUCAUUAGUUUACAUUAAUUAGAACAAUCCCCCAAUAAAUGUAAUAAUAAGAUAACCCAUUAUUGAAAUAUACAAACAAAAAGGAAUGA
This is a messenger RNA of Paramecium pentaurelia, 1740 nucleotides long. The record is from the annotation of a GenBank genome assembly. Lineage: Eukaryota; Ciliophora; Oligohymenophorea; Peniculida; Parameciidae.